Penicillium samsonianum is the source of this 2247-nucleotide messenger RNA. RefSeq lists its product as uncharacterized. Lineage: Eukaryota; Fungi; Ascomycota; Eurotiomycetes; Eurotiales; Aspergillaceae. The record is from RefSeq and is a predicted model, not a curated record. The transcript is spliced from 3 exons. The coding region runs from base 1 to 2247 and encodes 748 amino acids. Gene Ontology annotation, molecular function: protein binding.
AUGGAUACCCACGACGUCUCCGAUGUGCCAGAGUACCUUAUGUAUCUUCAAGCACAGAAGCAAAAUCUGAAAAACGCGCAGGCCGUCAAGGGCCGUCCAGCAAGACCCCAAAAGUCCAAAGAUAAAAUCUUGAUGCAGUUCAUGUUUCGACAAAUGAUGAAAACGAAAGCUCCUGCUAAUCCGAUGAAUAUCCGAUCCUCGUUCCUACCACCUGCCUACCCCCCAUGUGUUAGCCCCUUCAGCAAGUUGAAUAAGGUCAUGAUCAACAGCCUAUGUCUUGAGACUCAUCAUCGGGAACGGUAUCUCCUUCUGAGAACGAUCACUCAGACAGAUACGAUGACCGCCGUGAUGGCCAUCGUGGAAGAUGAAGACGGGAGUGUUCUCAUGCUGCAGCUCUACAACCAAGAGCAGGAGCUAUCGGGCGCACAGAAACUCAGGGAGGGUACAGUGCUUGUUGUGAAAGAACCCUAUGUGAAAGUAAUGGCAGACGGGGACUACGGGAUUCGAGUGGACCAUCUCUCGGAUGUCUGGUUUAUCCCCGAGUUUGACGACCUGGUUCCCUUUUCCUGGAGGAAACGUGUCACGCAGGCUGAUGAGAACGCAUCUUCUUGGAAGGCGAAAGGAAGUGAGCAUUUUGAUCAGGGUGAUUAUCGUUCGGCAAUCCAAUGCUAUUCAAAGACUUUGGAGACCCAUCCAUCACCAGAAUUGUUGGUGGUAGCGCAGCUCAACCGUGCCCUUUCCUUUUUGAAAAGCUACAACUUUGAUGCAGCGUUGAGAGAUGUUAACGAUGUCUUGCAAGUAUCAGAGCUAUCAGAAGAGGCUCUUUUCAGGAAGGCCCAAGCCCUGUAUCAACUUCGAAGGUUCAAGGAAUCAUGUGAAACUCACGCAAUACUUACGGAGCAGUAUCCAGAUAACACCAUGGCUGCACAUGAGUAUGCACGAGCAUCUGCUCGGCUUGUAGAGCAGGAUGGCGGGAAAUACGAGUUCGGGAAAAUGAUACUGGAGGCCAGGAAGCGUCAGCCCCCGAGGCUUGACCGCGGCAGCUACAUUGGUCCUGUGACUGUCAAGCAAACUCAAUCUCAUGGGAGAGGACUCUUCACAACAGAGGCGGUGAAGGCAGGCGACCUUCUGUUCUGCGAAAAAGCAUUUGCUCACGCUUUCCACGAUGAAAACGCCUCGAAAGAUCUCCGUCUGUUACUUAAUGUCGACAUGGACAAAGCUACGAUUGGUACCCAAGGAGAGCUUAUAGAAUUGAUUGUUCAGAAGCUUUAUAAAAAUCCGUCCCUGCUACCAGGCUUUGUCGAUCUUCAUCAUGGCACAUACAAAUCAGUGGAUGUCCUAGAAGUGGAUGUUAUACCCGUCGUAGAUACCUUCCUCGUUGAGAGAAUCAUUCUCCUAAACAGUUUCGGGUGCCCUCUUCUCUCCCGCGAGAGCCAUAUACGCAGCGUGAAAGGGGAUGAUGAUACGGCCAAAAAGGCCAAUCAACAGUUCCAUUCAAGUGGGGUCUGGUCGAUGGCGUCAUACAUUAACCACUCUUGCCUGAGCAAUGCUCAUCGCUCUUUCAUUGGAGACAUGAUGAUCGUUCGUGCUUCAAGGGACUUGCCUCCUAACACCGAAAUUACCUUCUGGUAUAAAUCACCCAUGAUCCGUGAGCCCGAAGAAUUACCCGUCAACCUACAGCACUGGGGCUUCAAGUGCGAUUGCAUAUUAUGCCAGGACACACGAAGUCCUAGCAUGAGUGUUCUAUCAAAACGAAACAGAAUUUCGGACGACCUUCGAAGAUUAUUUAAGAGAUCCAAUAUGAAUUUGCGAAAGAUUGAAGACACAAUUUCCAGCCUCGCAGGCACAUAUUGCCGACCAGCUUCUGAAGUCCCUCGUCUUGCACUUGAUUCGCCAUAUCUGUCUCUUGCUGCGAUCUAUGCUUCAUCCCGCAAACUCGAAAAGGCUGUGGAAUUUGGAUUGAUGAGCCUAGAGUCACUUGGCUUCGUUAUCAAAGGUGGAAGUAUUCCUCAUGUCUCAGAUGCUCCACUAGUUGUCCAAGAAUGGGGCCUGAUGACUGAUGGAGUUGUGGGGUGCUGGAUGAUUCUGUGCUGUGCAUAUCAAGAGCUCGCACCUACUCUCGCGUCCCAAGCUGAGGGAUAUGCCAGAGUCUCCUACAGAAUCUGCGUUGGCGAAGAUGAGACUUUUGAUCAGACAUACAACAGGCUAUCAAAUCGGGUGGAUGGCUUUUUGACGACCGCAAAGUAG